Symbiodinium sp. CCMP2456 is the source of this 1485-nucleotide messenger RNA. The record is from the annotation of a GenBank genome assembly. Lineage: Eukaryota; Dinophyceae; Suessiales; Symbiodiniaceae.
CGGGAGCUCGCCCCUGCGGAUCCCAUGCUGCGAAUUCGGAUGGUGUCUGGGGAAGAGCUUCCUCCGGUCUCCGAUAUGGUCAUUUCGGGUUGGGACUUGAAGUGUCGCUUGCGCGAGAAGCACGGAUUCCCAAUCUCCUUGCAGCAGCUUGUACGUGAUGGCAGCUGUUUGGACGAUGAUGCCAACGUCCACGCACCAGCCGAGCUGCAACUGGUAGUGUUGGCCGGCCUCAACGACUGUCGAUUAGCCAACGAAGAGCUGGUGCUGUACGCUGCGAAUGGAGGCCAUGUUGAAACCGCUCGACUUUUGCUUCAAGCGGGUGCUGACAAGAACUAUCGCAGAAGAUCGCAUUGGAGUUCCAACGAGUCUGGCAGAACGCCACUCACUCGAGCAGCCUGCCGUGGUCAUGCCGGGGUUGUGCGUCUACUGCUUGACUUGGGUGCUGAGAAAAACGAGACGAAUGAUGGAGUAGACGAUCCCGCUCUCAUGGCUGCAGUUUCUCGCGGCCACCUUGAGAUUGUCCGGCUGCUGCUGGAGAAUGUUGACAAGAACUCGCAAGAUGGUUUGGGCAUGACCGCUCUCAUAACCGCAGCCGCAUACGGCCAGACCGAGAUCGCCCGUUUGCUGCUGGAUGCUGGUGUUGACACAGACUUGUGGGAUCGUUGCCAGCGAACGGCCCUCAUGCAUGCAGCCUCAAGCGGCAACACUGAAAUCGCCAGUCUCCUGGUGGGUGCCCGUGCCAACAUGAAUUUGCAGGGUGGUCUUCGUAACUCAACAGCUCUUAUGGACGCAGCCUCAAACCGCCACACUGAAAUUGUGCGACUUCUUGUGAGUGCUGGUGCUGACAUGAGUAAGCAAGGGGAUGACAACCAGACAGCUCUCAUAGCUGCAGCAUCCAGCGGUGCCAUUGAGAUUGCUCGGCUCCUGCUGGAUGCUGGCGCUGCCACAGGUGUGCAGAAUAGCAAGGACAAGACAGCUCUGACGGUUGCAGCGUCUGAAGGCCACACUGAGGUGGUGCAUCUUCUUGCAGGUGCUGGGGUGAACAGGCAGGGUCGCAAUAACGAGACAGCUCUCACAGCUGCAGCUGCUUGUGGUCACACGGAGAUUGCCCGUCUCCCCGUGGAUGCUGGUGCUGACAUGAUUUGGCAAAGAGGUACGGAAGAGACAACUCUCAUGGCUGCAGCUUCUAGUGGUGACGCUGAGAUUGCCAGUCAUCUUGUGCAAGCUGGAGCUGACAUGAUCUCGCCAGGAGGCGCGAAAGAGAAGACUCUCGUAGCAGCUUCUUACGGUGAAACUCAGAUUGCCCGUGUCCUGGUGGAUGUUGGCACUGGCAUUGACUUGCAAGAUCUUCAUGAUGAGACGUGUCUCGCUGAGCCGCCCCGUCUCUUAGCCAGGGCAUGUGCCACACGGGAUCCAGCCACUAAGGUCGUACGUUUGCUUGUGGAUAUUGAUGCCGACAAGCAUUGGCAGGGUCCAAGGGGCUGA